Molecule: messenger RNA, 5819 nt
Organism: Topomyia yanbarensis
Lineage: Eukaryota; Metazoa; Arthropoda; Insecta; Diptera; Culicidae
Gene: Toll-7
Product: toll-like receptor 7
Exons: 1
Coding region: 748-4590 (1280 amino acids)
Biological process (GO): signal transduction
Molecular function (GO): protein binding
Source: RefSeq, a predicted model, not a curated record
AGGCUGUUCAGUUCGAGUCGGAUCGUUGCGAAGAAUAGACGCAAAUUUCACAUCGUUCUUGUAACGGGUGUAACACAAAACGAGAACCGUUCUUCAGUGUCAAAUACAGGCUCUCUAAUUGCGACCAACCAACAUCUAAGUGGACGUCGUGUGUGUACGAGAAGCAAAGAAGUGGUGUGUGAGCAGUUAAAGUAUCGUUUUGAAGUCUGUCUUACAAAAGAAAGACGAAACAACGGAUAUCAAGAAACCAGAGUGUGGAGCGAAGAACACCAUGAAAAUUAUAACAGCUUACUGCUGCUCCAACGGAGUCGUGUGAAAUGAACUGAGUAAUAAAAGCAGAAGAAAGCUCGGGAUAAAUUAAAUGUCGAAUGAGGAGCCCGCAGAAGAGUGGUGAAUAUAUUAAAAUGAAAUAACAGUGCAGCGAUAGUUUGUGAAAUAUUUUAGAAUCGUGCUCAUAUUUAUUGGCCGAAUUACUUCUUCUGUUGGAUUCGGUUCAAUUGAUUCUGGUUUUUGUGUUCUGUUGCUUCGAGUCUGAAUUUGGAAGAAGAAAAAAAAUCGAUAACACAUUGAGCAGAAAUUCUGUCGAGAGCAGAAAAAGUGAUGAAAAGUUCGAAAAUGCUUACUUUAUGAUACUGAAGCAAAACGUAGUUUCAAGCAGUACACACUACUCCGUAUGAAGAUCCCACGAAGGAGUUAGAUAGUGUUGAGCUUAGUAAUUCGGCUAUAACCGUCACGAAGCAAAGAAAAAUGGAGCACCACAGAACUUUGGCAGCGUCGCUCGUGCUGCUGUUGGCGGUUUCCGUGGUGCUCGGUUCGCAGUGCAGUUGGGAGUAUGAAAAAGCCAGCGUAACCUGUCGUUUGCGAACACUGGAACGUACCGGUUUAGAUCUACAAGGUGCCGAGGGCACUUCUCAUUUAGAAAUUCAGUGCAGUGAGUUGAUUCUCUUCGAAAGUCAAUUGCCGCAAAAUUCUUUCCUGCGGCUGUCGAGCCUGAGUGAAUUAAAAAUUGAGUCAUGCAAGUUGCUUCAGCUUCCAGAAGGAGCAUUCGAAGGACUAACGGUAUUGAAGAAGCUUAGUGUGAACACAAGGAACUAUGAGUGGGGAGCUGGUAAAGUGUUAGAACUACAAAGUCUCUCAAUGCAAGGACUGAAGGAACUACAAACACUGGAUCUGAGUGAUAACAAUGUUCGUGCGCUGCCCGAUGGAUUUUUGUGUCCGUUGACUAAUUUGAAAGUGUUGAAUUUGACGAAUAAUCGAAUCCGGUCAGUUGAAAGUCUUGGUUUGACCGGAAAAACAUGCAACGGUGGAUCAGAAAUUCAAACAUUAAAUCUGAGCUACAAUGAAAUUAUGAAGAUUCCAGAGAACUGGGGAGUAUCCCGUUUACGGCGACUGCAGCACCUAAAUCUAGAGUACAAUAACAUUUCCGAGCUCCAUGGAGAAGCUUUGGCUGGAUUGAGCUCAUUGAGGACGCUGAAUCUUAGCUACAAUCAUUUGGAAACAUUACCAGCAGGACUUCUUGCAGGGUCUCGUGAGCUACGAGAAAUUUACCUCCAAGGCAAUCAGUUAUAUGAGCUUCCAAGAGCAUUGUUCCAUCGGUUGGAACAGUUGUUAGUUUUGGAUUUGUCCCGCAAUCAACUGUCUUCACAUCAUGUCGACAAUGGCACUUUCUCCGGAUUGAUCCGUUUGGUCGUAUUAAACCUCGCUCACAAUGCAUUGACUCGCAUCGAUUCUAAAACAUUCAAAGAGCUUUAUUUUCUACAAAUUUUGGAUCUGCGGAACAAUUCGAUCGGUUACAUCGAGGACAACGCUUUCCUGCCACUAUACAAUUUGCAUACGCUAAACUUGGCCGAAAAUCGCUUGCAUACAUUGGAUGACCGCCUGUUUAAUGGUUUGUACGUGCUUUCCAAGCUGACGCUUAACAAUAACCUCAUCAGCAUAGUCGAGCGAAAUGUGUUUAAAAAUUGCUCUGACCUAAAAGAGUUGGAUUUGAGUUCGAACCAACUGUCAGAGGUCCCGCACGCCAUUCGUGAUUUGUCGGUUCUGCGUGCACUCGAUUUGGGAGAAAAUCAAAUUAACUACAUCGAAAAUGGCACAUUUGCUAACCUAAAUCAACUGACUGGACUUCGAAUGAUUGAUAAUCAAAUCGAGAACAUUACCAUCGGAAUGUUUACCGACUUACCGAGACUGAGCGUGCUCAAUCUGGCGAAAAACCGGGUGCAAAACAUCGAGCGUGGUUCGUUCGAUAAGAAUCUGGAUAUUGAGGCAAUCCGGUUGGAUGGCAACUUUCUGACUGAUAUAAACGGAAUAUUCGCCACGCUUUCAUCGCUAUUGUGGUUGAAUCUUGCCGAGAACCAUCUCGUAUGGUUUGAUUACGCGUUUAUACCCAGUAACCUCAAAUGGUUGGAUAUCCACGGUAAUUACAUCGAGUCUCUUGGAAACUACUAUAAACUUCAAGAGGAAAUCAAAGUUAAAACGCUGGACGCCAGCCACAACCGACUGACCGAUAUUGGUCCGAUGAAUGUGCCGAACAGUGUCGAGUUGCUAUUUAUCAACGAUAACCACAUCAGCACCAUACACGCGAACACCUUUAUUGAUAAAAUUAAUUUGGCGCGCGUUGAUAUGUACGCCAACUCACUAAAAAAGUUGCAACUGCAUCAGCUUCGCGUAGCACCACAGCCGAUUGAUAAACCACUGCCAGAAUUUUAUCUCGGAGGAAACCCUUUCGAGUGUGAUUGCUCGAUGGAAUGGAUGCAGCGAGUAAACAAUCUAACGGCCCGCCAGCAUCCGAAAAUCAUGGACCUACCAAAUGUCGAAUGCAUUAUGCCACAUGCUCGGGGAUCCCCUAUUCGUCCGAUCGUGUCACUCAAACCAAAGGACUUUCUGUGUAAAUAUGAAACUCAUUGUUUCGCGCUGUGCCAUUGCUGUGAUUUCGAUGCUUGCGAUUGUGAGAUGACCUGUCCGACCAAUUGUACGUGCUACCAUGACCAAACUUGGGGCACCAAUGUGGUCGACUGUGGUAGUCAACGGGCUUCGCUUUCGAAACCGGUUCCAAUGGAUGCCACCGAAGUCUACAUGGACGGUAAUGACUAUCCGGAGCUGCAAAAUCAUGCCUUUAUCGGGCGGAAAAAUCUGAAAGUGUUGUUCGCCAAUGCCAGCAAUAUUAUCACCAUUCAAAAUCGCACAUUCGCUGGACUUACCGCGCUCCAGGUACUUCAUCUGGAAGAUAACGUUAUCCAAAAGAUUCACGGUUAUGAAUUUGAAAACCUCGGGCUGCUGAAGGAGCUGUACCUGCAGAACAACAUGAUUUCUGUGGUUGCCAACAACUCAUUCGCGCCGUUGUAUUCGCUGCAGGUGCUGCGGAUCGAUGGUAACCGGUUGACCACCAUUCCAAUGGCACAGCUUCAAGCCACACAGCUGCAAAGCCUGCAAGCGCUCUCGCUCGGUCGUAAUUAUUGGAGCUGCCGUUGCCGUUUUAUGCAGGAGCUAACAUCGUUUGUGGCUGACAAUGCAGUAAUUAUCCAAGAUAUGCAAGAUAUCUACUGCGUCGACGAUGCCAUCCAUCGUGAACUGGAUUUCAACGUGACGGCAGCAUGCAGUGAUUACUAUGCGGGCAGUUCAGUUCUUCCGGAUAGGCUCUCGGAGACGUACAUAUUUCUUCUAGCCGCAGCCCUUAUUAUUGCCUGCCUACUAGUGUUUGUGUUGAUCAUGUUUAUUUUUCGUGAACCGCUAAGAUUUUGGUUGUUUUCACGGUACGGAGUACGAGUGUUUGGCCCACGGUGUGAAGAUUCCGAAAAACUUUACGAUGCUAUAUUCAUCUACUCCGCCAAGGAGGCUGAAUAUGUGGCUAGAAAUAUUGCUGCUGAACUGGAAAAUGGUCGGCCACCACUGAGGCUAUGUUUGCAGCAUCGAGAUCUUUCGGAAGAUGCAACGCAUUUGCAGCUUUUAGAAGCAUCCCGAGCAUCGAGGAGGAUAGUGCUACUCCUUUCGCGAAAUUUCCUUCAAACCGAAUGGAGCAGGUGUGAGUUACGACGAGCGUUGCACGAUGCUCUAAGAGGACGACCGCACAAGCUGGUUGUACUCGAGGAAGUUGGCGUGAUUCUGGAAGCGGAAAAUGACGUCGAACUAGUUCCAUACCUAAAAACUACCACUGUAAAUAGAAUCAAACGUAGCGACCGACACUUUUGGGAGAAGCUCCGGUACGCCCUGCCAGUCGAGACACCGUACCGGGGCAACAACUAUACCAUCGACCACCACGAGCGGGUGAAGCAGACUGUAAGCACCGGGGUCAUGUUCCGCCAGGCACCUCCGGCCUACUGUCCGGAGAUCGAUGAGGCCAAUUACUCUUCGGCGACAACAGCAACGCCGAGUCCGCGGCCAUCGAGACGCGGCAUGGUAGAGCUUCCUCAGCGUCCACCAAGUGAACAUAUUUACUCUAGCAUUGACUCUGACUAUAGCACGCUGGAGUGCGAAAACAUGGUUCCUGGAGUGCACCGGCCGGCGACGUGGCGACCCGGUGGUGUAGGUAGCAGUAUCCUAUCCGGCCAAAACACUGGUCCCCAUGGGCAUCACGUGCAGGCAUAUCUUGUCUAGGGGUUGGCCAGACCGACGAAUUCGUUGGCCAGAAAGCGAAAAAGAAAUAGUCAAGUGAUGUAAUAGUGUACAUAGAUAUCUAAUUGUAUCGUAGCGCUAGGAGAAAAAAAAAGAAUUCAAAUACUGAACAAAAUAUGUCAAAAAGUGCUAAAUUAUGUAAAAAGUGGAAACCGAGUAUUAAUAUGAGAUGUUAAGGAAAAUACUACACACAAGUGAAGAUGGGAAGAAAAUUUUUUGUGAUAUUGUAUUAUAAGUUUUAAUGAUAAUAAAGCAGAAAUGACAACAGAUACAGUAUGGAAUAAUGGCACAUAUAAGGGGAAUGCUACAAAACUACCACUACAACUAUUAGCUACUAAUGCAGCAAAAAUACUACACUCACACAAACGCAAAAUAUAAGAAAUAUAGUUGAACUGCAAGGUAAGGCAAUGAUACAACAUCUGUAUUUUAAUUACAGUUUCCAAAUGGUUAAAUUAUUGAUAGAAUGAAAUAAACAGAACAUGUUGUACUCAAAAACAAAAACGAAAUCAAAAUUCUUGUCAUAUUUUCAUGUGUUGAUUCAUUAGGUUCGUAUUUUUUCGUAACAUCGAUCACCACGAGAACAAAAAACUAGAAUUAAUUCUGCAGUAGUAGUUUGUGUCCGUGUACAGUUUACUGCGUAAUUAUUAUUUAAAUUAUUUAUUGAUAUUUAUUUGACGAAAGUUUUGUAAACAAGCAACAUGAGGUGUAUUCUGGGAUCGAAAAUAACUGUUGGUUUAGUGUUUAGAGCUUUUGCUGAAAUAUGUGGUAAAAAGAAAAGCAUGUUGUCGCGGUAAAAAUGCAACUGAUACAAGCGAAUAUUAGUGUUAAUAUUGAUUGAGAAAGCAGCUCUGGAAAAGAGUUUUCGGCUCUGUAAAUUUUGAUGCCUCUCUAUUUGUAGGGAAAGCGUAUAUAAAUACAAAUGGGCAAGCGAACACACAACUAUGUAAAAAGUAUUAUUGUUAAGAAGGAAUCGCUACAGAUGGAAGAAACAUGCUGAAACCUAUCAUUAAACGAAUAAAGCAGAAAAGUAAACAUAGCAAACCGUGUAACCAGACUGACUAAUUAGAAUGUUACACCUUACCUGUGCAUAGGAUACGCGGCAUGAAAUUACAAAUUGACAAAAUAAGACAAACACGUGAAAUUAAAGCUUCUUAUUUCUGUGAGUCAAAAGCAACAAAAACAAAGAAAAUCGAAAAAAAUAAACAAAAUGA